CUCUGCAGUGGGGAGUUGCUCGGCGGACUCCGCAAGUUUUCAUUUUACUUUACGUGUGAUUCCGGUUCGUCUAAAAAAGAGGUAAAGUCGCCAUUUUCGGGGAGAAGUCACCUCGGCGUUCACCCGGCGGGUCGACGGAGGGUUCGAGCAAAGUGUCGGGGCCCGGUAGGCACCUACACGGCGGGGAAGGAAGGAGGAAGGCAGCGGUGAGUCGGGACUGGCCGCGGCGGAGCUUGCGAUGCCGACGUUGCGGGACAGCACCAUGUCCCACCCCGGGGAGAACUCCCACCAAGUCCGGGUGAAAGCGUACUACAAAGGGGACAUCAUGAUUACUCAUUUUGAACCAUCCAUCUCAUACGAGGCUCUGUACGGGGAAGUGAAAGACAUGUGCACCAUGGACAACGACCAGCUCUUCACCAUGAAGUGGAUUGACGAGGAAGGUGACCCCUGUACAGUGUCGUCUCAGCUGGAGCUGGAGGAAGCGCUGCGUCUCUACGAAGUCAACAAAGACUCGGAGCUCAUUAUCCACGUGUUCCCAUGUAUACCAGAGAAAGCUGGCAUGCCCUGUCCAGGAGAAGACAAGUCGAUAUAUCGGCGUGGAGCCCGACGCUGGAGGAAGCUUUACUAUGCUAGUGGCCAUGCCUUUCAAGCCAAACGCUUCAACAGGCGAGCCCACUGUGCCAUCUGUACAGACAGAAUCUGGGGUCUGGGUAGACAAGGCUACAAAUGCAUCAAUUGCAAACUGCUGGUGCACAAGAAAUGCCAUAAGCUGGUGACACUGGAGUGCGGCCGACCGAUGAUCCAGGAACCAAUGAUGCCGGGCCAGCCAUCGAAUCAGACAGACUCAACUGAACAGCUAGGCCCUCAGAAUAAAGACUCCAAUGAAAGCUUGACUUACGAUGGAGAAGAGAAAGAGGCACGCAGCAGUAGAGACACGGGGAAAUCGCCUUCGAGCCUGGGCCUGGCCGACUUCGAUCUGCUGAGGGUGAUCGGCAGAGGCAGCUACGCCAAGGUGUUGCUGGUGCAGCUGAAGAAGACUGAGCGCAUCUACGCCAUGAAGGUGGUCAAGAAGGAGCUGGUCAACGAUGAUGAGGACAUCGACUGGGUCCAGACAGAAAAGCACGUCUUUGAGCAGGCUUCUAAUCAUCCCUUCCUGGUGGGCCUCCACUCCUGUUUCCAGACAGAAAGCAGACUCUUCUUUGUUAUUGAAUAUGUGAAUGGUGGAGAUCUCAUGUUCCACAUGCAGAGACAAAGGAAACUCCCAGAAGAACAUGCCAGAUUCUAUUCAGCAGAGAUUAGUCUCGCUCUCAACUACCUCCACGAGCGGGGAAUCAUCUACAGAGAUCUGAAACUGGACAAUGUGCUGCUGGACUCAGAGGGACACAUCAAACUUACAGACUACGGCAUGUGCAAGGAGGGCUUGAGACCAGGCGAUACAACGAGCACUUUCUGUGGAACUCCUAAUUACAUCGCCCCUGAAAUACUCCGAGGAGAGGAUUACGGGUUCAGCGUGGACUGGUGGGCGUUGGGCGUGCUGAUGUUUGAGAUGAUGGCGGGCCGGUCGCCCUUCGACAUCGUGGGGAGCUCCGACAACCCGGACCAGAACACAGAAGACUACCUCUUCCAAGUAAUAUUGGAAAAACAGAUCAGAAUCCCACGCUCGUUGUCAGUCAAAGCCGCCAGCGUCCUCAAGGGAUUUCUCAACAAGGAUCCUAAGGAGCGUCUAGGCUGUCACCCUCAGACAGGCUUUGCUGACAUAAUGGGACAUCCGUUCUUCCGAAACGUCGAUUGGGACCUUCUGGAGCAGAAGCAGGUGGUCCCUCCAUUCAAGCCCAACAUCUCAGGGGAGUUUGGACUGGACAAUUUCGACGCCCAGUUCACCAACGAGCCCAUCCAGCUCACGCCUGACGACGAUGACGUGGUCCGGAAGAUCGAUCAGACUGAGUUUGAAGGCUUCGAGUACAUCAACCCACUCCUGAUGUCGGCGGAGGAGUGUGUGUGAGCGUCGUGGCGCCUGUGCUCAAACACACCACCCACACACACACACACCCACACACACACACACAAACACUCGUGCACACGUUACAUGGUGUCUCAGUGUCUUCAAGCUGCAUGGAUACAAGACAAAUGGACGAUGUCAACCUUCUGUUUGAGAGCUCCACAUGCACAGUAGAACGCUUAUUUGCCAAAACCAGUCUCUCACUCUGCCAUUUGUAACCACUUGCCCUUAAGUCUACCUUCUUUCUUAAUUAUUUUUAUAUCAUGUAAAUCUGCACUGAUAUCAAUUUUCUCAGCGGGGCCUCUUUGUCAGUAGCCAGCGAGGCUACACCGAUCUUGCGAGGUUGCUGUACACCGGGGUUAGAGGGACGAGGUGACAGAUGAACUGAGCAUCCUCUCCUUACAGCUGGUGGGUUGUUUUCAAUGCACAUUUUAUCUGUGUACAUAUAUAAAUAUAUAUGAAACUACUAUUGAGGAUUAACUUUAAGCCACAGUCGGACAAAACUGACAACUUAAUCGUCAUUUUGCAUUUGGUUUUGUCCCAACACCCUUAGUGUAGAGGAAACAGAAAAAGAAUCAUGACAUUAGCAUUUAAAAAAAAAAAAAAAAAAGAUAAAAAUCAAUAUAUUUUUCUCAUGUUUUAUUGAACAACAUAGCGGCCGUUAUAUAUGUUGUUCCGAGUGUUAAGAGAACCAAAAACAAGGUUCAGGCUUUGUUGUUUAGAUGAAUGCUCAACAUCAGGAGAAUAGAGGGAGUCUGAUUCGAGUCCCUUCUCCUGGAAUGAAGGAACUUACAGAGCAGUAUCCUACUAACACUAACACUGAGUUCAUACUCUCCAAACUGUGAAUGAAAGAGCUCACGGUGACGCCAGGACACCUGGACGCUGGUGCACAGGUCGAGUUCAGCUGUGCGGACCACACGUAAAAUAUACAUUCACACAGGACCAAAAAGUUUUUCUGAAAAAUUGCUGGUACAUAUUAGAAGGUACAGUAUAUAUAUAUGAACGAUGUGCUGUCCGAAGUCAUAGAAUUUAUAUAUUCUUUUUUUUUUUUUUUUUUUUUUUGCUCAUUUUUAAUACUAUGCCUUUCUGAGCGUUAUGGUCUGUUCUCUUUUUUGUACUCCAUUCCAUGUUUGUCUUUUUAUUGUAAAUCAAAAACACUAAGUGAUAGUUGGAACACGCUCGCUGACACGGUGCGGGUAUGGUCCUUAAAUGUGGCUCGAAAACUGUUAUCUGUACCUGCUCUGCUCCAUUUUUACCAUGUAUACCCCACAGCUCAUUAGACAUUUUGUCAAGCCGCUUUAAAGCAUAUAAAAGCUCUGCAGAGCCGACGACACUAAGAGACGGUGCAGGAACCUCCAGACUCUCCUCCUUCUUGGAAAGUGGUGACAGGAGGAACUCGUUCAUCCGUUACUCAUGUUACUUCUGCUUUAUUGUUACUUUUUUGUGAAUCAGAUUUAAUUUUGAUUGAUUGUUUUUUUUUUGUAUCACUACAUUGAUUCCAAAAUGUUACUGGGUGAACCCGAUGGAAACACUAUUUGUUGUAUUUGUUGUGCUGGAGGUGUUUACCACCCACAGGACUCUACUGAACUUUAUUAUUAGUGUGCAAAGAAAAACAACACUGACGAUAAAAUAAACAUUUUAUUUCUCUC
Limanda limanda (common dab) is the source of this 3648-nucleotide messenger RNA. RefSeq names its product protein kinase C, iota (gene prkci). Bases 239 to 2002 code for a protein of 587 amino acids. Gene Ontology annotation, molecular function: diacylglycerol-dependent serine/threonine kinase activity; ATP binding; protein binding. The transcript is spliced from 18 exons. The record is from RefSeq and is a predicted model, not a curated record. Gene Ontology annotation, biological process: protein phosphorylation. NCBI's taxonomy places the organism in Eukaryota, Metazoa, Chordata, Actinopteri, Pleuronectiformes, Pleuronectidae.